AUGAGUAACACUCCAAGUGAAUUCUAUGACAUUGGCAAGAAAGCCACAGAUCUUCUUCAUAAGGACUAUGCUCAUCAACCACGCUCGCCAAUUCAUUUUGAUUAUCGUAGCCUCAAGUCGAAUACUGAUAUCUCAUGCAGAGUUAAAGAUAUUGUUCCUGGACUGAGCACCCUUUUCAGUUUUUUCAUGCCAAAUUAUGGCAAGGUGGAUCUAGAAUACCUAAAUGGUCUUGCUGGUAUUAGUGGAGGCAUUGGACUGAUACGAAACGAUGCUCUUGGAAGAUUUGAUCCGAUAGCAAACCUGUCAGGUGUUAUAGGACGAGACGCUCUUUUCUCCCUCGGAACUGACCUUGCAUUUGACAUAUCUACAGGGGCAUUCAACAAAAUCAAUGCUGGUUUGAGCUUGAACAGUGGCUUCUUUGAUGCUUCCUUGUCCUUAGAUAGGUUUGACAGCUUGACAGCAUCAUGCCACUUCAUGGUGAACCCACAGACCAAGACAGCCAUUGCAGCAGAGUUAAAACACAGGUUUUCAAUCAACGACACUGCACUCGCAAUCGGCGCCCAGCAUGCGUUUACACCCUCCACACUGGCCAAGGGUCGAAUUAGCACACAUGGCAAGGUUGGGGCUCUUAUACGGCAAGGAUUGUGGCAGAGGAUUUUCCUGUCUAUAUCUGGAGAAGUGGAUUUUACAGACACAAGGCCAAAUGCAGCUCUGCAAAUCGGAUUAUCUUUGGCUGUUAGGCUCCAAAUGAAUAUCAUUUAG
Fragaria vesca subsp. vesca is the source of this 762-nucleotide messenger RNA. Its product is annotated as mitochondrial outer membrane protein porin of 36 kDa-like. The record is from RefSeq and is a predicted model, not a curated record. Gene Ontology annotation, biological process: monoatomic anion transmembrane transport. Gene Ontology annotation, molecular function: voltage-gated monoatomic anion channel activity. Lineage: Eukaryota; Viridiplantae; Streptophyta; Magnoliopsida; Rosales; Rosaceae. The coding region runs from base 1 to 762 and encodes 253 amino acids. The transcript has 5 exons. Gene Ontology annotation, cellular component: mitochondrial outer membrane.